AUUGUCGGAUACCGAACAACCAAUAAAUGGAUUUCAAUUUCCAUGUCUCCUUUAUGACUGUCAGAUUACUCACUCCAUAAACAACAACAACUUAGGUGUGAAGUUUUUAGUUUUCGGAACAGUUAGUGGUUUCAGAAAUUCAGAAUCCAUGGCUGCUAUAGUGAAGUAUGGGAUCAUAGGUGUGGGAAUGAUGGGAAGGGAGCAUCUGAUGAACUUACACCAUCUUCGCGGCGAAGGCGUGGCGGUUGUGGCGGUUGCUGAUCCUCAUGUUCCGUCGCAGCAACUCUCCCUUGAAUUAGCACAUUCCUUUAGUUGGCCUCUCAAGGUUUUCUCAGGUCACAAGGAGUUGUUGGAAAGUGAACUGUGUGAUGUAUUGGUGGUAUCCACACCUAACAUGACCCAUUACAGAAUUCUAAUGGACAUAAUCAAUUAUCCUAAACCCCAUCAUGUACUUGUAGAAAAGCCACUGUGCACCACUGUCUCUCACUGCAAAGAGGUUGUUGAAGCUGCUAGAAAGAGACCAGAUAUAUUGGUACAAGUUGGCUUGGAAUAUAGAUACAUGCCACCUGUUGCAAAAUUGAUAGAAAUAGUUAAGGAAGGAAGCCUUGGACAGGUCAGAAUGGUAGCGAUUCGGGAGCACCGUUUCCCUUUCUUGGUGAAGGUGAACAAUUGGAAUCGGUUCAAUAUUAACUCUGGGGGAACUCUAGUAGAGAAGUGUUGCCACUUCUUCGAUUUGAUGAGGCUGUUUGUUGGUACAAAUCCUGUUCGUGUGAUGGCUUCUGGAGCUAUUGAUGUUAAUCACAAGGAUGAAAUAUAUGAUGGGAAGGUGCCAGAUAUCAUUGACAAUGCUUAUGUUAUUGUCGAAUUUGAUAAUGGUUCUAGAGGAAUGCUUGAUCUUUGUAUGUUUGCUGAAGGAAGUAAAAAUGAGCAAGAAAUAUCUGUUGUUGGUGAUGUUGGAAAGGGAGAGGCUUAUGUUCCUGAAAGUAUCGUGCACUUUGGUACACGUCAAGCAGGGAGAGAUGGUGUUCAGACUUUAAAGGCUGAAGAUCCCAGAAUAAAAUAUGAUGGGUUGCACCAUGGGUCCAGCUAUCUGGAACACCUUAACUUCUUAACUGCAAUAAGGACCAAAGGUGAAAAGGGUCCUGCUGUAGAUUUGCAAGAUGGAUUGAUAUCUGUUGCAAUGGGAGUUGCAGCACAGCUCUCUAUAGAAUAUGGAAGAUUUGUUACUAUUGAGGAAGUUAUGGAUGAGAUUAAAAAUUGAUAUGUCUACUAUCACUACGUAAAUAGAAGUACUUGAAUACUUUGUGAAUAUUACAUUCCUUCCACCCAGAUGCUAUGUUUUAGUACUUUGCGAAAUUUAGCUCGUAGCUCAUGCAAUAUACUUUCAGGAAAACUGAAUUGUUAAUUGACAAUAUAUUAUUUCAGAAAUAGUGGGCUUCUUUGGCCAACAGAUAUUAUUGGAUUUUAUUUACUGAUAUAAUU
Molecule: messenger RNA, 1482 nt
Organism: Arachis stenosperma
Lineage: Eukaryota; Viridiplantae; Streptophyta; Magnoliopsida; Fabales; Fabaceae
Exons: 7
Coding region: 149-1261 (370 amino acids)
Molecular function (GO): nucleotide binding
Source: RefSeq, a predicted model, not a curated record